AUGAAAUAUGGUGAAAUGGAUAGGAGAGAUUUUUUUAACGAGAGUUGGAGUGGGGAUAUAUACCAUGCUUCUUCUCCUUUCUGUUCUGCCCAACUUUGUGCUUCUGUUGAAGACAACUACAAAUUGAUGGUUAUACUAUCGUGUAAAGAACUGCUAUCAGAAUGGUUGUGUCGUACUAAAUAUUUGAUCACGAAAAAGAAUCUCUUAUCUGUUGGAGUAGUAAAACGCUACUUCUUAUGUGAAACCAAGGAAUAA
Molecule: messenger RNA, 255 nt
Organism: Heterobilharzia americana
Lineage: Eukaryota; Metazoa; Platyhelminthes; Trematoda; Strigeidida; Schistosomatidae
Source: the annotation of a GenBank genome assembly